UGAGAUUUUCUGAUUCCAGAGGGAUAAACACCAACAAAAUGCAAAGUGAAAGAGACACUAGAGAUGGUGUUUCUCGAUCACAUGGAUUGUUUGAUAGUUUCCAGGGAUUUGGGUCCAGAAGAAGCAUGUUCCCUAGCCUUUUUGGUGGAAGGGAUCCAUUUGGUGAUCCGUUCUUCAGUCGCCCGAUUGGUAGCAUCUUCGAGUCUAGUAUGUUCAGUCCAAGUUCCGUUUCUAGUGAUACACCGGGGAGUGGUAGAGACAACAAAAUAUCAGUUUCAGGCAAAGAACCAUCUAUUGACCAUCCAGAUGAUGUUGUGGACGCAGAGAGGAAAGGCAAGGAUGUGACGUAUAGAAAUGACCGCAACAAUGUGGAAGGCGCACAGUCUCAGGGCCAUAAUUUCUCUGUUCAGACUUGCAGAGUCACAUGUGGUGAUGUAGAUGGAGCGUAUUACACUUCUACAAGAACUAGAAGGGCAGGCGGUGAUGGCGUAGCGCUUGAGGAGACCAAAGAAGCAGAUAAGACAACUGGUCAAGCAACACGUAGGGUUUCGAGAGGACUUCAUGACAAGGGCCAUUCUGUUACAAGGAAGCUUACGUCAGAUGGAAGGGUGGAUGUGUUGCAAACUUUACACAAUUUAAAUGAAGAUGAGCUUCCUGGUUUUGAAGUAGCAUGGAAUGGUAAUGUUGAAGGUCACUUGCCUAGCUGGAAACAUGAGUUUGAUAUGCAUGGUUCCGGUAGCAGAGAACAGAUGGGAAAUGCGUUUUUGGCAGGGGCUUCUUCCACCUUCAGAGCAAACGCAAAGCACCAGAGGAAUGGGAUCAGAUAACGCUGCGCGGAUUACCUCUGACGGGAGGACCAAAAGGGUUGUCAGAAUCAACAUAGACUAAACCAUGGUAGAUGUCUACGUAUGCAGAUAGUAGUUUUACAUGUUCUUCCCAAGUGUCCUGAGAAUACUUGGUCCUCCCAUUCGUCUGAGUAACUUUCGAGCUGUCCAUUUGUCGGACAACCAGUAGUCGUGUUUGUACCCCGCUGUGUACAAGAUUCAGAGAUUUCUGCCAUGAUCAAUAGAACUUGUAAAUCUCUCAGUAUUCUUAAAUUAUAAAUGUUGAUCGAGUCAAUACUCCAA
Messenger RNA from Malus domestica (apple), 1127 nucleotides. RefSeq lists its product as uncharacterized. Lineage: Eukaryota; Viridiplantae; Streptophyta; Magnoliopsida; Rosales; Rosaceae. The record is from RefSeq and is a predicted model, not a curated record.